This is a messenger RNA of Cyphomyrmex costatus, 2686 nucleotides long. Its product is annotated as Son RNA binding protein. Bases 140 to 2569 code for a protein of 809 amino acids. Gene Ontology annotation, molecular function: RNA binding. Gene Ontology annotation, biological process: regulation of cell cycle; regulation of mRNA splicing, via spliceosome. The transcript is spliced from 13 exons. Lineage: Eukaryota; Metazoa; Arthropoda; Insecta; Hymenoptera; Formicidae. The record is from RefSeq and is a predicted model, not a curated record.
UAUGGGGGUUAGAAACAUUACGGGAAAAAAAGAUUGAUUGCUACUAAACUCUUGCAGACUACGCGGGUCAACGCGGGUGUCCAGGAGUACUCGUACUGCACAAGCAAAUAAAUAAGUAGAUAUAAGUCGAGUAACUGUGAUGACAGAUUUAUUUGACAUUGCGAACCUAAUCACGGCCGUCGGCGUGGACGGCGUGAAGAUUAAACAGGAGCCCGGGCUUCCGGAGAAGUCGUCUAAUCAGAUUCUGACUGAGCUUUUUAGCACCUUUGACACACCUGAUGACAGUAUCGCGCUGCCGUUAAAUAGCGCCCAGGUAUGGAGUGACGACGUUGACAAGACUGCUAACAAUAAAUCGGAUGAACUUCAAACGAAGAAGAAGAUCAAAAAGAAAAAUAAAUACAAAGAGAAAAAACACAAGAAGAAGUCGAAACAUGAUUCCCCGGAUAAUAGUGAUGCAGAUGGUAGCAAAAGAAAGAAGAAACACAAGAAGAAAUCCAAGCGAAGACAUGAAUCUGUUUCUAGCAAGUCAUCGGACUUGGGUCAUAGUAAGACCAAAAUAGCAAAGAUGGAUAAUGAUAAUGAUUAUGGAGACACCAAAUAUGAUGAUGCAAAAUCACAUUUUGAGGUAUCAGACAAAAUUAGUAUGGAUGACAAGGAAAAACCAGAUAUUCAUGAUUUAAAGAAAGAUUCAGAUUCAACUGAUAAACUCUUAAAUAAUCUUGGUAGUCCUCAGUUACCACCUAUAUCAAAAAAGGAUGAUGAAUUUGAUGAACCAGUAAUACCUAAACUUCUUGAAAAAGCAAAGCAGCCUUCCCAAGGAAAAAUAUUGAUAAAAGAUCUGAAAAAUAGCACUGUUUAUAAUGAAACAGUAAAAGCGAUAGAAAAUAAACAAAAGGCGAAAGCUGCUGGAAUGGAAGAUGGUGAGCUGUCUGACAGCAGCAGUGAGGAUAACAAUACUAACAGAACACCUACUUUGAGUCCUACUCCACCUCGAAAUCGAUCAUCAUCAUUCAGCCCGAACAGAGAUAAAAUAAGAAAUAAAAUGUUCAGUCCAACAAAGGAAUUGGUCACCUCAAAGACUGAUCUUAGAUUAGUUUUGAAAGAGAGGGAAAGAAAAAGAAGCAAGAGAGAUAAGGAUAGUCAUUCACAAGACAGAAGAUCAAGAUCGCGAACGCGAUAUAACUCACGUAGCAGUAGAAGCGACAGAAGAGAAAAACAGAGGAGCAGGAGCAGAGAAAAGCGAGACUCUGACAGAAGUAGAGAAAAAUACAGAUACAGAAACCACAUUGAAAAUAAAGACAAAUAUACACGAGGUCGAAGUGUGAGCAGGGAGAGAAAGGAAAGAAUAGAGAUUAACAAGAAGAAACUUUUAGAAAUCGCAAGAAAAAAUGUUAUAAGUAUGAUUAAACAAGGAACUCUAUCAAUAGCUCAACAAGAUAAAGCUAUCGCUGCUAUACAAACCUGUGGGAAAACAGUGGACGAACUUACAGAUUUUUGUAAAUCGUUAUCUAAGUCUGAAGCAUUAGGCGAAUUAUCUAGUAUCUCUUCUGAAGGAGAAGAAAGUGAGUCUGAGAAGGGAUUUCAUCAUCCUUUUCUUUUAAAAGAAAGACCCAGUUCUAUUAUAAUGAAUAUUAAGGAUGCAAAACAGUUACCAACAAAAACGUUCCAAGAAAAAACAGCUGAAACGUCAAAUCAAUUGCGAUUGCAGUUUCCUGUCUCCAGUGGACAACAUCAUAGAAAAAGCGAAAACGAAUGGGUACCUGUUACGUCAAAGAAGCCAGAACCAAAAAAGAUAUUUGUACCAGCUAGUACAAAUGCACCGUUGGCUAUAACGCUACCACCUCCUGUGCAACCGGUGCAAACCGUUUUUCCAACAACAACGGAGACCGUGGAUAUUGGCUCCAUAGUAUCUGAGAGAUUAGCAGCUAUAAGAAAAUUAAGGGAAAAUCCAAAUGAUAUAAACGCUUUGAAUGCAAUGCAACGGGCACAAAAUGAGAUGAAAACUUGGGCUGAAAGUAAGCAGAUACCAGGUCAGUUUACUGGUAGUACAGGAGUUAAAGUACUUACACCUGCAGAAUUGUCUUCAGGUUAUCAAGCCUGGGCACGUAAGGACCAAUUAGUAUCGGCACAGCCUCUGUCAGGUGGGAUGGGUAUGGCAUUACUCCAGAAGAUGGGUUGGCGUCCUGGUGAGGGCCUAGGAAAGAAUAAAGAAGGGGCCUUGGAACCGUUGCAACUGGAGGUAAAAUUAGACAAGAAAGGACUAAUUUCCGAACAGGAUAUCAUUCAAAAAGUUAGCAAAACUGCAAAGCCUAUGGUGCCAAUUACCAAAACAUUGGAAGGCAAACAUCCGGUAUCACUUUUAGGGGAAUAUUGCACAAAAAAGAAACUCGGAAUACCAAUUUAUGAGUUAUGUUUUGAAUCUGGACCAGACCACAGGAAAAAUUUUCUCUUCAAAGUAAAAGUAAAUGGCAUUGAAUAUAAGCCGAGUGUUGCGAGUUCGAACAAAAAACAGGCAAAGGCAGAAGCAGCGCAAAUAUGUCUACAGAACUUAGGCUUGCUGCCUUCUUAAUCGCAUGCACUGAUAUAAGCUCGUGAAGAGCUUAUCAUGCUGUCUUAUGUAAUGGUACUCUUCAAUUUUUCACAGAAAAAUAAAAUGUGAUACAAAUGACCAAUUCAUGAAGAUGUG